This is a messenger RNA of Phyllotreta striolata, 4020 nucleotides long. Lineage: Eukaryota; Metazoa; Arthropoda; Insecta; Coleoptera; Chrysomelidae. The record is from the annotation of a GenBank genome assembly.
AUGAGCUCCAGACCCAGCUCUGGCCCGAACACCAAGCUGGCCCACAGGAGAACGGAGUCCAGCGGGCACCACCGGCACAGCUCCGGCAGCUUCGGCCAGAACCGGUCAGAGUCCGGCCAUAGCUUGAAUUCCAACUCCCCGGGCUACCACAAACAGGCUCGACACAGGUCCAAAACGAGCAUAGGCGACGGCGAACCGGAGAAGGAAAAAUCACCUACACCGAGGCUGUCGCUGAAACUCGACUUUCAACCUCUACAACAAGAGAACUACUGUCCCGCUCGGCCCACCUCUUUGUACCCUCUCAAGUCGAACGAUAGCGGUAUCAUAGGGCACGAUCCCCUGCAGCCCGAACGGGAGCCUUUGAGAUUCGACGUGAACCUUGUAGGGGCCCCGCCUGAAGUCGAACAACUGGUAAACAACAUCAAGCAAGUCGCCGAACAGUUUUUAUAUCAUUGGAAAACGUUUCCUAUAAUUCUUCCUAGUCCUGUAUCGCAUUGUGAUCUCCUAGUAACAUCUCAGGUGUCCUCCGACGGGUCUCUAGGUCGCUGCAAGACCAAGUACCAUCUCAGAGAUCUGUUCAUAGCGCCAUCGUUCGAUGAAUUAGAUGCUGUUGCUGUGGAUGGUAAAGGGGAACCCCGAAGGCUAACUGGGAAACAACUGGAGUAUAUCAGAGAAAGGGGCUUGCACAAGGACAAAUUCGGAAAACCGAAAAGAUUGAACCAGGAACAACUUGAAAGUAUUAGAUUUCAUGGCGUUUUCGAGGUCGAAUCCCUGAAUUUCCCCGGCCAAAAGCACAGGUGGAGGUUGUCCCAGUUGUUGCAGAAAGGGUUGCUGAACAGCCACGACUCGUUGCUCAACGACUUGGCUUUGGCGUUGAGAUUCAUCGUCGUGACGGCCAGAGGGCGGUUGUUGUCGCAUUUUUUCAGCGUGUCUCAGGCGGCUAAAGCGCUACUGGUGGGAUUCCUGAGGUUGAUCGAUCUCCUCAUCGGCAUACCCAGUCUACAAGCGCACAAUUUGGACGCCAAACUCAGAGAGGAGAGGAACAAAUAUCUUGUUGCUGAACUGGUUUGUCGCCCUGAAAAUGAGGAUUCGUUGGAGAUUAUUUGCUCGUUCAUCCGGAAGCAGCUCAGGCGGGCGGCUACGGAGAAAUUCGAGGUUGCCAGGGAGUGCUCGCAGCCGCCGGUGUCCGUUCCGUACAAAUUCAAAACGCCGUCCGGCUCCGAACUCGACCUGCGACUGUGGGACAGAGGCCUGAUGAGGAAGCUCCUGCCGAUUUUGGUGGCGAUUCUCGAGCGAGAAACGCGCGGCUGGUUCCUGCAUUUCCGAGAAAGACUCAUCGCCGAAUUGCGCACGCAAAAAAUGCCCGACGAGGAUAUCGAAAGAGAGGUCAACGAGGCCGUCAUGAAAGAGUACCUGCAACGGGUCUACAACAGCAUUCUAUCGCACUCCGAUAUCAUGGCUUUGGGCGAGGACUUCGGGCAGCUGCUGGUCCAGCAGGCCCAGAGCGUCGUCCUGAUGCACCGGGCCGUCGAGAACGUGCAACAUCGCCUGCACAAAUCCCAGGAGGAGGUCAGAUCGAGGCUGUGCGGCUACCAUCCCGUUCUCUCGCGAAUCGGACCGUGGACGCGCGCCAAACUGCGCGCCGCCGAGCAGAAAUUCAGCCAAGAGAACCAGUGGAGCGCCCACGAAGAGGCCCUCAUGUUGUGCAACUCGCAGAGGCUGUUGCAGACCGUCUACUUUUUGAAUAGGGAUUUGUCGUUCAUGAAAGAGCGCGAGCCAGCGUUGCUGAGGGAGUUGAGGAAGGAUAAAAUACCGACGAGGAGUUUCUUGUGGCCCACGCAAAUCUGGCUGCCGAAGAAUUGGAUAGUUCGGAGGAAUUUUCAGGGCCAAUCGGAGGUGGUUCCCACUGUGCUCAGUAAACAAGCCACCAGCAUCACAACGCCCAGAUCCGAUCCCAGUCAACCGGUGUUUUUGGUGGAGAAAGAAACCGUUCGAACAACCACCACGCGCUGGCCGCUGUGGCGCAUCUUCAACUACUUCCACCGCACGUGGUGCUGGACCUGGAACGCCAUGUUCUUCUUCGGCAUAGUGUUACCGUGGUGUAGCCCCGUCGGGCUGCGGGCGCUCUUCUGCCUGGAGCCCUUCAUGGCCGAUUUGGAGCUGUCCCAAGUCAACGGUACGCUGUUUCCGCGCAAGAGCAGCCUGACGCCGACGUUGAUGUCGCGAUUGUUGAGCCUGUGGCGGCACAUAUCGAAGAGUCGGACGCACUUCGAGACCAAACCGGACACGGGCUUCAUCGGCAAAGGACUGACGAGGCAUCUGAAUCGGAUUUGGAAUUACUUCGUCAAAGGGUUGUUCGGAACGGCUUUAAUCGUCAUCGUGCUGCCUAUAGUUUGUUUUAUCGUCACGUUUUCGAGUCUGUUCGUCGCCGUGACUUCGGUGGCUUGGAUGCCGCUGCUGACGCUAUCAGUACAAGUCAUCAAUCUUCUGAUAUACGAUUUGGACAGCCCCGAACAGGAGAGAAACCGGUUCUUAGUCAUCUUCGAAGCGGUCGUGUGGAACAUUCUUAUACAGGGCUGUCUUCAGCCUUUAUUGGCCGUUUUUGUGGCAGCUAUCGUUUGUCCGGCUGUAUCUCUCAUUAUUUUAGCAGGGGGUUUCGUACGCUACUGGUUGCGGCUGCUCUGGGACGCUUUCAUAUUCCACGCUCUCAUAAAAAAACGCGGUCGUAUUCCCGCUAGCGACAGUUUCGCUGUUAAGAGAAUAGCAGGACCGGGCUUGGCAGCGGAUUAUUACUUCCAAAUCAGCCCCGAGCAAGCGUUGGCAGCGUUCGAAGCCAAAAUGGAAUGGGACGAGCUGGCCGCCUAUCAAUCCGUCAUCGAAGCUACGAUAAUGCAACCGCAGAAGGACUUCAGCCACUUCAUCGAAGCGUGCUUCGGCAGCUUUUCCGCGCAGCUGGCCAAGAACGGGGCCUACAAAGUUUUGGAGAAGGAAUCGCAAGACCUGAUGGUGAUCUUGCACGAGAAGCUCGAAAAGAGGCGGCGAGAUUUGCAAACUGGACUGAGCGUUUCGGUCAAAAGCAAGGUGAAAUUGAGCACGCCGGAUUUGAAGAUCGCCAUACAACAAGGCGCGUUGAUGUUGGAGCGUUUCUAUCCGAAGCACAUCAUACCGAAGCUGGGAUGUUCGGAGGACCAGUUUUGGGACAGCAGAGUACUGAGCCCCGGCGAUUGGGCCGGUUUGGCCGGGCUGUUGUACUCCGAGUUGUUCAGUUUGGAUAUUUUGACGCCCUUGGAUCAUACGGACACGAGCUUCAGAUUGGAUUCGCAUCCUCAAGUCGACCUGUCUAGGUACACGGAGAUGGUUAAGUGCGCGCAAUUAGGUGCCGGAGGGCCUGAUUUGUUAGGCAACGUGUACGCUCCGAGAGGGAACAUUCAAGUGCAUUCGCCCUAUUUGGACGUGUCCGCUUUCAAUCCUCGAUCGAAGCUGACGGCGACGGGAAGAAAGGCGGAGAAAAUCGAAGAUACAUCGACGGCGCUGAGCUCCUUGAGAUCGAACUACAAGACGCUGUGGACGCCGUGGAAGAAACACAACCGUCCGUACUCGCCCGAUAAAAUGAUGAUACCGCUGCCGAUUCCCCAUCCGGCGCACAUCGCGGUGACGAUCUACAAUCGAGACUCGGACGAUCCCAUUCCGCUGGAGUCCGAUAUUUGCCAGAGCGUCCUGAGAGGCAUCGAGGAAAGUCACGUAUCCCCCGACGACAGCGGUAUCGGGAGAUUCAAAGCGGGCGCGGACUCUUUCAGAGGCACCACCAGCUCCAGUUCGGACACUCUGGACAGUCAACCGAUCGAAGAGUCAGCGAACGAAUCGUCCGAGGGGGUUUACAGGUGGACGCUGAGCAACUGGGGCGGUCGCAAGCGACAGAAUUCGGGCAGCGUGCGCGUCGAUCUGGCCAGUCCCGAGGACGUCACCUUAGACAGCGAUAGCACCAGAGUCGUUUUUUGUACGUACGGAACGACCGUUUGA